AUGUCUACCCCUGAUCCACUCCUCUUCCUCCUCCCCCUCUUCCUUUUCUUGGCUUCUCAAACUUCCUACGCCCAACUACGAAACCAAACCUCUGAUUUCCCAUGGGUGGCGUCGGAAAACAGAACUCUAGUUUCGAAUAAUUCAGUCUUCGCCGCCGGAUUCCUCCCAACGAACUCCACCGACCGAUUCAUCUUCUCCGUUUACUACGUGGGCAUCUCCAUACGACAAGUAAUCUGGUCGGUCAACGAUGAUUCCCCGGUAAACGGAUCAUCCUCCCUCAACAUCACCGCCUCCGGUGAACUCCGUCUUGGGGAAAUACAAUUCCCUGGAGCUCCGACAUUAUCCAGCAACUCCACCCCCUUGCUCCAGCUCACCGACGGCGGAGAGUUGCGAUUUGGGAACUGGAGAAGUUUUCUUCACCCGACAGAUACGAUCGUUCCGGGACAAGAUAUCAACGGAACGACUUUGACUGUGAGAGGCGGAGCUUUCAGAUUUAACGGAAAACAAUUGUUAUUCAACGGAAGUUACGAUGCAGAAUCGUCGUAUUAUUCAAACGACAACGCGUUUCUAAGCUUCGAUGAUACCGGGAAGGUUCAGCAAGAAAACGGCGCUUCGUUAAUCACCUCAGACUACGGCGACAAGGUGCAGAGAAGAUUAACGCUCGACGACAAUGGAAAUCUCAGGAUUUACAGCUUCAAUCAGAACAUCAGUCAAUGGAUUGUUGUAUGGCAAGCGAUCCCGGAGUUAUGUAGAAUCAAGGGAACCUGCGGACCAAAUUCUAUAUGUAUGUACGGUGACAAUUACGAUACUACAGUCUGCGAUUGCCCACCGGGAUACCGGCGAAACUCCGGCACCGGUGAUGAACAAUGUUCGAGAAAAAUUUCAAAUUUGAGAGAAUCCAAGUUUUUGCAGCUUGAUUAUGUGAAUUUUAGUGGGGCAUCGGGACAAGGAAACCAGUGGUCUAUGGUGGCUCUGAACUUUACAUCGUGUAAAGCCGGUUGCUUGAAUAACCCGGAUUGUGUCGGGUUCGGGUACAAAUUCGAUGGGCAAGGUUAUUGUGUUUUUGUGAAGCAGUUAUUCUACGGGAUAUGGUCUCCGGCGAAUGAAGCUGCUUUCUUUCUUCGUGUUGAUUCGUUGGAAUCCGAUCAGACAAAUUUCACAGGCUUAACAAGCAUCCUGGAGACAACAUGCCCUGUUCGAGUUAGCCUUCCAUUGCCACCGGAAGAAUCAAAGUCCACCACUCGAAACAUAGCAAUCAUAUCGACUCUUUUCGCGGCGGAGUUAAUCAGCGGCGUCGCAUUCUUCUGGGCUUUUCUCAAAAAAUACGUGAAAUACCGAGACAUGGCUCGAACAUUCGGGCUCGAAUUCCUCCCCGCCGGUGGCCCAAAACGGUUCAGUUACGCCGAGCUAAAAACCGCUACAAAUGAUUUCUCCACCACAAACGUCGUCGGAAGAGGAGGGUUUGGUGAUGUUUACAAAGGCGUGUUGACUGAUCACCGGAUUGUUGCUGUGAAAUGCCUGAAAAACGUCGCCGGAGGGGAUAACGAGUUCUGGGCUGAGGUCACCAUUAUCGCGAGAAUGCAUCAUCUGAAUUUAGUCCGAUUGUGGGGAUUUUGCGCUGAGAAAGGUCAGAGAAUACUGGUUUACGAGUAUGUCCCAAACGGAUCUCUAGACAAGUUCCUGUUCCACUCCGGUAAAGUCGACUACACAAACGGCGAAGAAGAUCUGGAAGAUAGCAAGCUGUUAGAUCGAAAACCCAUACUCGAUUGGGGGAUUAGAUACCGAAUCGCCCUCGGAGUAGCUCGUGCGAUUGCGUAUUUGCACGAAGAAUGCCUGGAAUGGGUUCUCCACUGCGACAUCAAACCGGAGAACAUUCUCCUCGGAGCUGAUUUCUGCCCAAAAAUCUCAGAUUUCGGAUUAUCAAAACUGAGGAAGAAGGAAGACAUGGUUAGCUACUCAAGGAUGAGGGGAACUCGAGGGUACAUGGCGCCGGAGUGGGUGAAGAGCGACCACAUUACACCGAAGGCCGAUGUUUACAGUUUCGGAAUGGUUUUGUUGGAGAUGGUGACAGGGGUUCGUAAUUUCGACAUUCAAGGUUCGAAAAUGGAUAGUGAAGAUUGGUAUUUUCCUCGAUGGGCGUUUGAUAAGGUGUAUAAAGAGAUGAAUAUUGAGGAUAUUUUGGAUAAUCAGAUUAAGAGGUCAUAUGAUAGUCGGAUUCAUGAGGAGAUGAUUACACGGAUGGUGAAGACGGCGAUGUGGUGUUUGCAGGAUCGGCCGGAGAUGAGGCCGUCGAUGGGGAAGGUGGCGAAGAUGUUGGAAGGAACGGUGGAGAUGAUUGAACCCCAAAAGCCGACGAUAUUUUUCUUGGGAAAUGAGUCUGCCGACCACCACCGUCGCAACCCUCCUCUCCGAUCAAAGCCAUCAAUCGCCGCCUUCCUCUCCGAUCCGGCGUCCUCCGAUUUUCCGAACUUCAUAAUCGAUUGCAGCAGCCGGCGAACAACAACCCUCGAUCGAUCGAUCGAUCGUACUCCACCCUGCUCGAUCGUCUGCUCGCCGCCGUUAACCACCCUGCUCGCCACCGGCCGGAGACCGUCGCCCCCACAGCUACACCGGAGACUUCGAUCUCACAGUUGGUUAUUAGAGAUGGGAGAAAAACAACAAUGGACCAAUGAGCACUUAAAAUGCUUAUUGGAUACUUGUAUUGAAGAAGUAGAGAGUGUUGGUAGAAAAGGAUUGAGUUUACAGAAAGAUUCAUGGAUAAGGCUUGGAAGAGUUCUUAAGGAGAAAUUUGGGGUUGAGUUGACUCAAAAACAAAUGAAAAACGCAUAUGACAAUCUGAAAGCCAAAUACACUGGAUGGGUAUAUUUAAAAAACAAAACCGGUAAUAUAUACAAUUCUCAAACAAACACUUUUAAUUUAACAGCCGAGGAGUGGGAUGAUUUUAAGAAGGGGCAUCCGAAAGCUGCUUCUUUGAGAACAAUUCCAUUGCCUUUUCCAGAUCUUUGUGCACGUCUUUUUGAUGGAAAUAGUGCUACUGGUAAUUUUAGGAGUUACUCAACCCAAUCAUCAUCAGUAGCUGGCGCAUCCUCCUGUCGUGUUCCACCACUUCAGAUCACCGCCACCCCUUUUGAUGCAAUGGAUGAUGAUGGUGUUGACACUUCUCAUCAUGAGCCACCACCUUCUGCUGCUUCACCUUCUGCAGCUUCACCUUCUGCUGCUUCACCUUCUGCUGGUUCACCAUAUACUGGUUCACCAUAUACUGCUACACCAUCCGGUAACCCCAACAAAAGGGCUAAACCCUCAACUCCUGUAGCUCCUAGUGCCUCACCGUCUGCUUCUUCACCUGAUGGAACUUCUGUUACUGCUGACGAUUUAGCAUUUGAAAUGAAGAAAGCUCUACAAAGUUUGACUAAAGGGUAUACAAUUCCUCAGUGUUUAGAGAAGUUAGAGGUCCUUCAGUUAGGCCCUACAGAUCCUUUACGCUUUGUCGCAUAUCAUAUUUUUGGAGGAACCAUGAACAUGAGAGAGAUGUGGAUGCAUUUGCCCGAUGUUCCCGAGAUAUUACGAGGGUGGCUUGAGAUGACGGGUACCAGUUUAGGAGUUUUGAAGGAUGGGAAGAUUGUUCGAUGAUUUUCUAGUGUUGAAAGUAUUUGUUAAGUCUUUUUGCCCUUGUUGGAACUACUUUGUUAAAUGUUUUUGCCUUUGUUGGAACUAUUUUGUUAGGUCUUUUUGCCCUUGUUGGAACUACUUUGUUAAAUGUUUUUGCCUUUGUUGGAACUAUUUUGUUAGGUCUUUUUGCCCUUGUUGGUACUUGAAAUAUGAUUAAUGGAAUGUUUAUUUGAUACUUGAAAUAUGGUUUAUGUAAUGUUAUUUUGGCUUGAAAUAUGAUAAAUGGAAUGUUUAUUUGAUACUUGAAAUAUGGUUUAUGUAAUGUUUUUUAAAGUUCUACUUUGUUGAUUUUAGGUUCAUAUGGAUCACGAUCAAAAGUUACUUCUCGUAAUUCUAAUGUACCUAUACAUCCGUUAUUUUUGG
Lactuca saligna is the source of this 4032-nucleotide messenger RNA. The record is from the annotation of a GenBank genome assembly. NCBI's taxonomy places the organism in Eukaryota, Viridiplantae, Streptophyta, Magnoliopsida, Asterales, Asteraceae.